This is a messenger RNA of Setaria italica (foxtail millet), 1350 nucleotides long. RefSeq names its product ethylene-responsive transcription factor ESR1. The record is from RefSeq and is a predicted model, not a curated record. Gene Ontology annotation, biological process: regulation of DNA-templated transcription. Gene Ontology annotation, molecular function: DNA binding; DNA-binding transcription factor activity. The transcript has a single exon. NCBI's taxonomy places the organism in Eukaryota, Viridiplantae, Streptophyta, Magnoliopsida, Poales, Poaceae. Bases 1 to 1242 code for a protein of 413 amino acids.
AUGGCGCUCAAGCGCAAGGCGUCUUCCGGCUUGGCCGACGACCUGAUGAUCUCCUGCGGCGGCGACCACACCCACGCGCCGCCGCCCCUUGCUACCGGCAACAGCAGCUUCGUGCCAGCAGCGGCGUCGUCGAGGGCGUCGUGGGCAGAGGCAGUGGGCGCGGCGGCGGCAGCGCAGCGGGGUCGGAAGCGGUUCGUCGGCGUGCGGCAGCGGCCGUCGGGGCGGUGGGUGGCCGAGAUCAAGGACACCAUACAGAAGAUCCGGGUGUGGCUCGGCACCUUCGACACCGCCGAGGAGGCCGCGCGCGCCUACGACGAGGCCGCCUGCCUCCUCCGCGGCGCCAACACCCGCACCAACUUCUGGCCGCGGGCUGCGGGCGCCGCCGCCGCUGCUGCCACGUCGCUGCAAUACCCGCCGCCGCCGCCGUCCGCGCUGCCCUCCAAGGUCACCAACCUUCUCCUCCUCCGCCUCAAGAAAGCACGCAGCAGUGCAGGCGCUGUUGCACAACAAGCGGCGCCUCCAGUGCAACACCGGCAAGCCCAGCAAGUGUACGGCGGCCAAGAGGAGUACAGCUUCCAUGUCGACGACUUUCUUAGCUACGACGGCAACAGCACCGGCGACGAGCUCCAAGCCGUGAAGCACGAGGAGGGGUCCAACUGCUCCCAAGAAACGGAGGACGACGGCGAGGAGGAGGAGGAGGAGGAGGCGCCCCUGGACUUUGGGUUUAUGGACAAGCAGCCAUCGCCGGCCAGGGAGGCCGAUGACGCGGCGGGGCUCUACUCGCCGUUCGAGGUUGUGGCGGACGAGCUCGGUGGCGCGGCGGAGGUGGAGCCGUCGUCCGCUUAUGGAGGCGAAUCCACGGCGAGCGAGCCGUCCGGAGCGAUCGACGAGGUGAUGAAGAGGAUGAAGUACGAGAGGAAACUUUCUGCGUCGCUCUACGCGCUCAGCGGGGUAUCGGAGUGUCUCCGCAUGCGCCUCGGCGACGGCGGCGAUAUCGGUGCCGGGAGGCACGAGCUGGCGCUCUCCGGCCUGAGGGACGCGUGCAGGAAGCAGCAGCAAGAAGUAGUAGACGAGGGAGGCGUCAACGUCGUUGGCCAUGACGAGAGCUCGAGCUGCAGCAACAGCGUCUCGUCGGAAGCGACAAGCUCGUCGCCGGAAGCAGCGAGCCCCCCGCAGGACGCGAAAGCUGUCGACAGCGACAUGCUUCUGUGGAGCUCCCUUGAUCUACCUCCUAUUUGCUAAAGUUUAUUGUUACGUUAAUGAUAAGCUUAAUUAAUUUAUGAUUGUAGUAUUAGAGGUUGUCAUAUUGGUUUUAUUUGCCGCAUCUCGAUAGUGAAUGAUAUAUGAGUA